UAUUGAUUCCGGUUCUCUACUGCCAUUACAUUGUUCUUUCAGCGAGUGCAGCAGUUUCUUUUGAGAAAGUUGUUCUGCGUGUGAGCUGCUUUUUUUAAACCGUAUACACAAAUUUUUGUAUGAGUCAAAAGGUAGAAAAACCAGUCCUAUCCGGUCAACGCAUCAAGACCAGAAAAAGAGAUGAAAAGGAGAGAUAUGAUCCAAUAGGGUUUAGGGAUGCGAUAAUCUCUGGGCUCGAUAAAUGUUCUAACGAUUUUGAAGCAAUUUCUCGAUAUUUGGACAACGCAGGAAACAAACUAGAUUAUCGUCGAUAUGGCGAGUGCCUCUUUGACAUACUUAUCGCUGGUGGCAUCCUGGUUCCAGGAGGUACACUAUCACAAGAAGGCGAUGGCCCACACAAGACAGACGCCUGUAUUUUUAACACCCCGGACGAAAUCAAUAUGGAAAUAAUGAAGAGCUGGGAGCAAGUGUUUAUAAAACUUAUGCGCCGAUACAAAUAUCUGGAAAAAAUAUUCCAGGAUGAAAUAAAGAAGAUAUUAAUGUUUGUUAAGUAUUUCCAACCGUCUGAUAGGAAAAAAUUGUCUGUGAUGUUGUACAUCUGGAUAGCGAACGGCAGCGUGCCGUUCAACGCCAUCCUCGUUCUAAAUAAUUCUCACUUGGUCAAAGAUAAUCUCGCAUUGGACUUCCUCAUUGACAUGUUCAAAGCUUGGCGCCAGGAGAAGGGAGUGAACUCCCUGCAUUCGGCCAUCAAGAAGUCCAACAUUGAAUCCCAUCUCACGAGUUUUAUACCAGACACGAAACAGUCACAGCAGUACUUCCGAAAUGCUUUUCAGGACAACGGUCUAGAGGAAAUACUCAAACUAUACAACGAUCAGCACCAACAGCAGGCCAAGAAGGAGCUGCAAGUGCUGUUGGCUGACAGCCUGGGCGAGAAUAAACCACAGCGCGAGAUAAUAAACGAGAUAAAGGAAAUAGCCUCCAAGGAGAAUAUCCAGGAACACGAGACGGUCUGCAUCAUUUGGACAACUGUUAUGGACAUCCCGGAAUGGUCCAAAAAAGAGGAGCUUGUAACCGAACAAGCGGUACGCCACCUGAAGUACUACACGAACCUGUUCUCCGCCUUCAGCCAAUCAGCCCGCGCGGAACUGAACCUUCUGCUGAAAGUACAAGACUACUGUUAUUCCAACAUGACAUUCAUGAAGGCGUUCCAAAAGAUAAUAAUGUUGUUUUACAAGACGGAUGUUAUCUCAGAACAAUCCAUUUUGAAAUGGUACAAACAGGAUUACAACGUUAAGGGUAAAAUGAUGUUCGUCGAACAGAUGAGAGAGUUUAUUGAUUGGCUGCAAAAUGCCGAGGAAGAAAGUGAUUCUGAUGGUGAAAGUGAUUAGGUGAGUUGGAUCCUCGAAGAAAAAAUAUCAGUGCCACCUAUCAUUUUUUAACAACAACAAUAACAUUUUUUCCAAUGUAAUUAAAUUAUUAUAAUAUGUAUAAACAUUUCUGGUGCCUUACUAUGUUGGUGUGUGGCAGGCAAUAGUUGACCGGGGCUAUGUAAUAUUGACUUAUUUUAAAUUAAUUCAUUAAAGUAUUAGUGCAUCGGAAAAAAUGAUAUUCAUGUGAAGCGUCGCCAAUAAAUAAAAGUCAUAACUCAAUGUUAUAUAUGAUUAUUGUCAAUUUUUUUAAUAUACAAAGAAAUUUUAAAUAA
Molecule: messenger RNA, 1702 nt
Organism: Anoplophora glabripennis (Asian longhorned beetle)
Lineage: Eukaryota; Metazoa; Arthropoda; Insecta; Coleoptera; Cerambycidae
Gene: kra
Product: protein krasavietz
Exons: 8
Coding region: 120-1388 (422 amino acids)
Cellular component (GO): cytoplasm; membrane
Molecular function (GO): protein binding
Source: RefSeq, a predicted model, not a curated record